CAAACCAAUAUACAAUGACAAGGUUCAGAACAAGAAGACCAAAGCAAUACACAAGAACAUAGAAGUACUCAUUGAUUAAGGUACAAGAAUCUUAAUUACCAUCACUACAAUUCUUAUUAUCCAAAUGUUGCACUCUCACUUACACAACCAUCACAAAUUUCUCUUACCAAAUCUCCCUGUUUCUCUUACCACACACCAUUUUUCUUCACCAUCUCCUCUUCUUCUUAAUUUUCUCCAUAAUAAAAGCACAUUAAUUAACCCUAAUCCUCCUCAAGCAUCAUUUUCACCACCGUGGCUAACCAAACUCACAACUGCAACAGCUGAAUUAGGCGAUGCUAUAAAUGACUCUUCUUCAAUUCAAGUAACUUUUAGUGUUCUUCUCACCGCAGCUAUCACUGUCUUCUUCUUUCCUAUUCUCCAGCGCCGGAUCAAAAGAGCCAAACAAUUGAAAUUUAGGUCUUCUGGAGUGAAGAAGUCAUCAUUGGAUAGCUCAAAAGUACUUAUGGGAUCAACUUCCAUUAAAGCUAAGAAGAAGAAUCCACCUUCCCCUGAUCAAGCAUUGUUAGGAGCAAUUAUAGCUGGUGUUAUUUCUCUUAUUCUCUAUAGGUUCACAACAACUAUAGAAGCUUCUCUGUUUCGCCAAUCAGUUUCAGAUAAUUUCUCGGUUCGACAGAUAACAAUCACCAUAAGGACAGUAAUAAAUGGGCUGUGUUACCUUGCAACAUUUGUGUAUGGCAUAAACUCUUUUGGUUUAUUGCUUUAUUCUGGUCAACUAGCCAUCAACACCUAUGUGGAAGAGUCAAGUGAAAAGAAAAUUACUGAAAGCAAAAUCAUGGAGUUAUCAAAUUCAUCGGAUGAGAAUCUUACAAAUAGCAACACCAAUGAAGAUCAAAGUUCAAAUAAUUCACAAUAAUGAAAGAUCAAUUAAUUAAUACUAAAGAUAUAAAGUGGAAUAAUUUAAUAUGUCACACCUCCUCUCAUCUCUACUUGUUGGUAUGUAUAUGUUAUGAUGUCUUUAUAGAUGUGCAUAAUGUUUGUAAAUAAAUACAAUAGUACAAAACACUGCAAUAGAUUGGAGAGUUUCAAUUGUAAUCAGUAAUGAGUGUGAAAUCAGCAGCAUGAAUGAUAAUCUUACUAAGUUGGUUGUUAAAGAUGGGAACGAGGAGGGGGUUCUAGAUAUUGUACGCUAACAAAGGAUGAGUUUAAAACAUGGUGUAACCCUUGGAAGAAUACUCUCCUCUCCUGGUUCAUCUACUAGGAAAGAAAGUUAAUUCAAAAUUCCUUGAAUAUCUUUUAAAGAAA
Molecule: messenger RNA, 1302 nt
Organism: Cicer arietinum (chickpea)
Lineage: Eukaryota; Viridiplantae; Streptophyta; Magnoliopsida; Fabales; Fabaceae
Cellular component (GO): chloroplast thylakoid membrane
Source: RefSeq, a predicted model, not a curated record